UUGUUGUUCAGCCUGACGACCGUUGCCCAGUAUGCGUACAGAUCUGCCAGCAGUAUUCGCCUUGAGCGUCGCGUCAGCGAGUGCUUUUUCACUACCAUGGAAGCGGCAAGCAGGUUCUGAUAAUCCGUAUGUUCCGACAUCGACGUCUUGUCCAUCGUCAGCUUCCAUUCGAGUCGCAGACUCUCUCAAUCCGGAUGAAGAAAGCUACGCGCAGGAAAGAUUGUCCAGAGCAUCCGAGGAUCUUUCAUCAUGGCUGGGCAGGACCUUGGAUGGCUUCUCUUCGGACAGACUCCCAAAGCUUGCGCUGGCGCUGAGUGGUGGCGGAACCAAGGCUGGACUGACAACUGCUGGAGCAGUCUAUGGUCUGGAUGGCCGUGAAAGCAGUGAUUCUCCCGUGGCUGGCCUGCUGCAAGGCAUGACAUAUGUGUCGGCGCUGUCUGGAGGAUCUUUGACUUUGAGUGGGAUCAUGUCGAACAAUUUUGCUCAAGUGUCUACACUGCGGGACGAGCUGUUGGAGGAGAGCUAUCAGAACAUCUUCUCUGCGCCUCUCACGAAUGCUGACGCGAUCCGCGCCGACGUCGGAAACAAGACUGCAGCAGGAUAUCCUGCAUCACUCAUUGAUAUCUACGGAAAAGUCAUCUCGUACAACUUCAUCUCUGCGACAGGUGGCAAUGGCCUUCACUGGUCCAACGUCACCUCCCAGUCGAGCUUCCAGGAUCAUUCUGCUCCAUAUCCGAUCAUCACAAUCACCCAAGCGAAUGUAGCUGCUGGCAUGUGCUCUCCGAAUGAGACCAGUGCCAUCUGGGAGGUUGCGCCAUUGGAAUUUGGUUCAUGGGACAGCAACGUCGAUGCGUUCUACCCUACUCAAUACAUGGGUUCCGUGGCAGGUAACUCAAGCCAAUGCACCACUGGCUUUGACAACACUGGCUUCAUCACUGCCAUCUCGUCAAACAUCCUUGUCGACGAUACCUGCUCAACUGGCAACGAGAGCACCGACUCGCUCAGCUCUCUUGCGGGCACCGUCAACACUGCUUUCUCCGGCGUCUCUCUCGUCAACCCCUACGGCAUCGUCCCCAACCCCUUCUAUCAAAGCUCCGAAGCAGGUCCAAUUCGAGACCAACAAGACCUUUUCGGCACAGACGGCGGUGACAGCGGACAAGCCAUUCCCGUCUUCCCCUUCCUCCAGCCUGAGCGCAACAUCGAUGUCAUCGUCCUCGUCGAUGCCGCAACUCAACAGCCCGGCAACAUCACAAACGGCACAUGGCUCUACAACACCUACACUUCGGCGCAAGAGAAGAAUCUGACCAGAAUGCCGCAAGUGCCCACGCCCUCCGAAUUCGUCGCAGCAAACCUCUCAUCUCGCGCUCAAUUUUAUGGAUGCAAUGAUAAUAACACUGCAACGUUGAUCUACCUGCCCAACACCGAGCUAGGCGAAGCCCCUACAGGCUUCCAGCAAACGGCCGAGCAAGUCAACGCAACUUUCGAAGGAGGUGUCGCUAUGGUGACGCAAAGCCAGCAGAACUCUACCGAAGCGCAGGAGUGGGCUGCUUGUCUUGCUUGUGCUAUCGUGCACAAGAGUGUCGAAGCUGCGGACCUUCCUGAAGUGUGCACGGGAUGUCUGGAGAGGUAUUGCUGGCCAAGGAGCAACGAAACGGAGGGUGGCGGAAGUGGCGGUGAUGGCAUCGGGAAUGGAACAGAUUCUGGCUCGGGCUCGGGCUCUGGAUCAGGAUCUGAGAAUAGUGCUGCAGGAAUGAUGUCUGGGGCGAAUCAAUUUGCUUGGCUCUCUGUUGCAAUUACAGCUGGUUGGGCGGUGAUGAUGCUUUAGAGCAGAACAUGGACAGAUCUGAACAAGGCUUCCGAGUUACUUUGAAUCACUGCAGAUGUCUGAUUCUUUCUCCUUAUUCCUUUGAAUCUGACAACUUCAAGACUGGUGUGGCUUGAAUUUCGUGACAACAUUCUUCGCGCUGACCAGACCCCCAGCCACCUACCUCCCAAGUCAGACCUUUGUAGCUGCCGCGCUUAGAAUGU
Molecule: messenger RNA, 2028 nt
Organism: Cercospora beticola
Lineage: Eukaryota; Fungi; Ascomycota; Dothideomycetes; Mycosphaerellales; Mycosphaerellaceae
Biological process (GO): glycerophospholipid catabolic process
Cellular component (GO): intracellular membrane-bounded organelle; cytosol
Molecular function (GO): A2-type glycerophospholipase activity
Source: RefSeq, a predicted model, not a curated record